This is a messenger RNA of Camelus dromedarius (Arabian camel), 1331 nucleotides long. It is a transcript of the gene CCDC24, whose product is annotated as coiled-coil domain containing 24. Bases 167 to 1186 code for a protein of 339 amino acids. NCBI's taxonomy places the organism in Eukaryota, Metazoa, Chordata, Mammalia, Artiodactyla, Camelidae. The record is from RefSeq and is a predicted model, not a curated record. The transcript is spliced from 8 exons.
GGCCCUGUUUCCCGGGUGAUGGCUGCUCGGAAGCGGCAGGGUUAGGGCCCAGGCCUCCGCGGCCCGGUUCCUGGGGCCGCGACCAGGAACCUCAGCCUGCGGGAGUCAGCCAGGAGCGAGGUCCAAGCCUGGGGCCGCGCAUCGGCGGGCGGCGGCCCGGCAGGCCAUGUCUGAGGACUCCCCGUCGCUGUGGGAGCUGGUGGAGGAGCACGUUCCGCUCCCGGAGCAGCCCGAAGUAAAGAGAAUUCUAGGGGAGACGGCAGUGGACCUGAGCCUGGAGCUGCGGGCAGAGGUGGUGAUGCUACGAUCACUGCUCCGAGAGGCUCGAUCCUCCCAAGCCCCUGGCUCCCGCCCCACCUUUCACCCUUCCUCCCUUCUGGCACCGCCACCCCUUCUAAGAGAUCUCGUGCGCCGGGAACUGAGGCAGCUGCUCCAAGGUCUCCGCCAGAAGGCCAUCUGUGAGGGCAGGGACCAGACCCAGGCUUGGGCCCAGUAUAGCCCCAGGAUCCUGCGCUUUGCCUUGGAAGAGCCCAGGUGUGAUUUGCCAGAACAGGAAAUAUUCCAGAUGAGGGCUGGUGAAUCCAGCAGCUGUCCCAGAGACCUCAGCAUCAUCGACCAACUGAAUGUGUACAACAUUGACCAGGUGGCCAGACACCUGCGGGCCCUGCUGGAGGAGGAGUGUCGUAUGUUGGAGAGGGAGAUUCCCAUCCUUCAGCGCUGCCUGGAAGGGGAGUACACAGGGGCACCCCAGCCCUCCGAGGCAACCCUAGAGCCCACCCUGGCAGGUGAGGACCCUGAGCAGGCCCCUGUCCUUGCCCCACUCCUGUACACAUGCCAGAAGAGCUGUCUCAGACAGACCUCUCCUCCAGAGCUAAAGGAACAGAAGGCAGCCAUGCAACGGGCUCUGCAGUCACCUCCGAGGCCCUCCCCGGUCUCCCCCAGCCACAGGCAGUGGCCCUUGGGGUCCUCCAGCCAGGGUCUCAGACCCUUGCCUUGCCUCCGUGGGGCUGCUGGAGUUUGGACCAGGCCUCUCCAGUGCUGCCUGCCUGUUCCUCCUCUGGAGUGCUGCCCCAAGCCCCGAGGUCCGGCUGCCACCUGCCGCUGGGGGCGGAAGCUUCAGUGCAGCCCCAGGAAAAGGCUAAUGUCCACUCCAAUGUCUAGCUCAACACCCCAGACCCCAACCUGAAGGGUCAGUCAGGAAAGAGGCUUCAGCUUCUGCUGGCAUUCGCCCCAUCUGCUGCUGCCACCUCUCAGCUGCUGUGAGCCAGCCCACUUCAGAUCUGGUCUUGGAUCAGCCCUCAGCAGGAUCCCGAGGCUGUCUGUCACCCCGC